UCUUUUGCUUUUGUGGUUAUUUCAUCUAUGGUCCUUGUACUAUCAUGCUUCAACAAAUAAGCCCAUGCACGAUGUUUAACAACAUACAUGACUGGGAUAGGAAUGAGCUGAAAAUGGAGGGGAAAAAAUCAGAGGACUAGAAAUAGUUCAGUAGGCUCUCGAGUCAUUUUUCCGACAUAUUUAAUACAAUUCAACGAAAAAUGAGAAUUGAAUCGAAUCAUAUUCGGUUUGUUUGCACAUUCGAUCGGCUCGUUGAUUUUGUGUAAUUUUGUCUGUGUUGACCGAAUCGUUGUCGUUGUUGCUAUUUGUGUCCCUGUACUGAAUACCUCAUUAGGACAUAUCACUUCAAGUGCAUAACGGACGAUUUCACAUUAUAUACGUGUUUACUUACCUUUUUUUUUUUUUGUAUUGUGGAUUAUCAAAUGCCUCGUGAAAAGACGCGCAUGCAUCACGUGUAGAAUUAGGAUCUGGGAGUAGAGUUCAUUUAUUAAAUGGCAUUUACAAAACUGAUGGAAGUGUGUUGAUCAACCUCCUACUCAAUGUAACUGAUCAGAUCGACAGAUGAACUAUAAAUAGAGAAAUGGUGCAUUACAAACCAAUAUAUCAAUGAAUUCAUUUAUGUUAAAUAUCAUAAUUGUUUUUCCUCCCCAAAAAGAUGUUUGAUCUUGUUUCUUAACUUCUUGUGCAUAUUUUGGAAGGUUAAUUGAGACAACAAAACACAAAUUAUUAGUGGUUGAUUGAGCCAUUGUUCACAAUUAAAAGAAAGAAAAAAAAGAGAAAACGGUGGGCUACUACCAUACGUUACGAUCAUACCACCAUCGGCCCAACCAAUUAUUUAUUUUCUUUAAAAAAAGAAGGCGAUUCUUCCUUCUUCUUUAAUUAUCCAUAAAAAAAACCUUCCCCCACCAAAAAAAGGAAAAAGAAAAAGAAUAACUGAUGCUCUCGUGGCAUGCUGUCGGCCAUCCAUUGGGGAGCAGGUGGGCGACUGGAGCUGGGCCGAUCUCCACCGUCCGAUCCCGCUUCAUUUCUAGGGACCUUGGAUAUUUUUCCAGAUAUUUUUCAUCCCACCUUUACCUUUUGGCCAGGCAGAUGUCCCCCUACGCCAAAGUUCGAACGAACCCCCACAAAAAAUAGAAUUUGAAAAAAAAAAAAAAACCCCUCCGCCGGUCUCUGAUUUUUCCGGGGAAGGAAGACGAAGAAGACGACUGAAUCGUCGGCCACAGCGGUGAUGGUAGAGCUGGAGACAAGUUGCAGCAUCAGCAGCAGUCGAGCUGCGGAAGAAGAGAUGGAACAAGGAGGAGGAGAAUUGCUGAAGAAGCAGAGUAACGGGAGUGGUGGUAAUCUGGAGGGGAGGGAAGGAGGUACCGAGGAGGACGAGGAGGAGAGUCAGAGUGAUAACCAGCAUCGGAAUCAGAUGUCGAAGAGGAGAAGGAAGAAGAAGAAGCAGCAGCAGCAGGAGGAGAUGAGGAAUAUCGAGAACUCGAUGAAUGAAGUUGACGAUGGUGGCGGCGGUGGCUCGAGGAGUAAUGGUUUGAUGGUGAGAUGGGAGAGGCUUCUGCCGAGGAUGGUGUUGAGAGUCUUGCUGGUUGAAUCCGACGACUCUACGCGGCAGAUUAUUGCUGCCUUGCUCAGGAAAUGCAGUUACAGAGUUGCUGCGGUUCCAGAUGGAUUGAAGGCAUGGGAGUUACUAAAAGAAAGGCCCCAUAACAUAGACCUGAUUCUGACAGAAGUGGACUUACCUUCUAUAUCGGGAUAUGCUCUCCUUACUCUAAUGAUGGAGCAUGAGAUCUGCAAAAACAUUCCUGUCAUAAUGAUGUCGAAGGAGGAUUCGAUCAGCACGGUUUACAAAUGCAUGAUGAGAGGUGCAGCUGACUACCUUGUUAAACCCGUCAGGAGAAAUGAACUUAGAAAUUUGUGGCAGCAUGUAUGGAGAAGACAUACUCAACUUUCAAGAGAGAAUUUGCCCCAGGAUGAGGCUACUUCUGAAAAUAAUGUUAAUCACAUAACUGGUGAUGUAGCUUGUGUCCAGAAGAACAAGGAUUUCGUCAAGAAAGGGAGUGAGGCACAGAGUUCUUGUACAAAGCCAGGUGUGGAAGCUGGGAGUACUGGAAAGUUUCAGGACUUCUUACAGCCAGUUGGAGUUGAACAUGUCCUUGAUGAUACUAACUGCCAGAGACAGGAGGCCUGUGAAGGUUCAAAUCAAAGGGUGCUUGUUCAUGAGAACCAAGGCCAGGAGAGAACAAAUACUGAUGCCAACACCGAGGCCUGUGAUACUGGUGGUGCCAACUUUCAUAGAGAAGGUAUUAAUUUCAUGGGAGCAGGUACGCUAGACAAAUCCUCCCAGGAGAACAUCAGGAGCAAUUUUGACACUUACCCAGACUUGGAUCUCUCCUUGAAAAGUAAUCAUUCUUGUGAGCUAGCACUUCAACUUUCAGAAGAAAGACACACGCUCAGACAAUCUACAACCUCAGCUUUUUCACGGUAUAUCGCUAGGCCAUUUCAAACCCAACAUUCGGCCAAUGCCUGCAAUCAGAAAGAACUUGGAAUUGAUUCAGAAAUUAACUUUUCCAGUGUCGCCGGUAACACAUCUAGCUCUCCUACUCCAGCAGCAGCAGGUCUUCAUAGGACUGUGUCUCUUCCAAUUUCCCAAGCUAAAGAAUCUGAAGUUGGAACUUCAAUGCCUCAACAAAGACUAUUAUUUCCAGUCCAAACUCCAUCAAGUGAGGCUAGGAACAGUGAUUCAAACCCAGGCUUCAUGUUCCCUCCUUUCACCUACAAACAACAGUCAGCAAAUCACCAAGAACCCCACCUCAGAUUGAGCCGCGAGUCCACAGCUUUGCAAAAUCAGGACCACAAGUUGGACGAGUGGAGGCGUGUUUCUCCCAUGACUGAUCAAACCGGAAGCAACAGCUUGUGCAAUGGUGCUAUAAAUCAUUUCAACAGCAGCAUGGGCUACGGAAGCACUUCCGGGAGCAUGAGCAAUGCUGAACAAGUUGGCAUGGUUAAUGGAGCACCAGCAGCAGAGAGCACAAAUGAAGAAGGGCCUUUCACCCACACCCCGAACUCCCAUCAUCGGUCCAUGCUGAGGGAAGCUGCCCUUAACAAAUUCCGGUUGAAGCGGAAAGAACGAUGCUUUGAGAAGAAGGUCCGGUAUGAGAGCAGGAAAAAGCUGGCUGAGCAGCGUCCUAGAGUGAAAGGGCAGUUUGUUCGUCAGGCGCCAGUCGAGGCUGCGCCUUUGGAACCCGAGUGAAGUCGUGCUCAGAUACUUGGCUUGCCUGCUACUAAUUUGACAUGAGCGAUUCGCACUAGUGAUAGCGUCAUCUGUGAUUUUUUACCGUUCUGAAAUCUGACAGGGAAGUAUAGUGAGAGAGCCUUACUAUGCCGUGUGUUCAUAUUCAUACGCCGUAACUUCUCAUUGCCCUCUAACAGCUUAGUUUAGAUAUGUGUAAUGUAUUUACCACCAUUUUCAUUUGUAAAUAUUGGGAAGAAGGUAAGGUAAAGUGGUCAUCAAUCUGAUCGAACCUGCUGACUCUUUUAUAUGAUUAGGGUUCCUUAACUCCUGAUUAUGCUAUGAUUCAUAGGAAGGAAAAUGUAAAUUCUCGGAUCACUUCGAGUGAUAGAAAUAGGAUUGCGCAAUGGUAUUAUGAUUAUAGAUUUUGUAUCAAAAUUUAGAUGUAUCAAAAUUUCACUAAUCAAAUUUACAAUCAAUCUGUAUCAUUCUAAAAUCCUGUCUCCGUCCUUGAGUGCUUGUUUGAUUUAAUAUGAAAUUACCAAGACAUCCAGUGAAGGGAUCGAGUAGGGUGGCAAUGAAGCACAACCCUCCAUGCCUCUUCCUAAAUCAUGAACAUGAAUGGAUAAUUACCUACAAAGUUGUCCUUGGGAGUCGUCGAAGGACGUUUUGCAAGACAAGACAUGCAUCAUAACCGUCGCUAUUAAAAUGUGUAUUUACUUCAUUAUUUUCUGUCAAAGCAUUCUCGACUCCUAAUCAUAUUAGAUUAUUGUGAAAGCGAAGUUUUAUGCAUAACCAUCUUGCUAGCUACUAUCCGAAUAUACGGUAUUUUACCACAUUAGUAUGAUACCUUAUCAAGAUGGUAAAAAUACACUGAAAACCCAGGCCGAUUGUUCCCAAAGGGGCUUAAGAUCUUUUACCUUGCUUUCAUAUUGCUUACGAGCAAGCUUACGAAAGAAUAUCCAAAACCCUCUCCCCCAAAGAUUUCUUCUUGAACCUACAAGACUCUCUCUCGACCUCCCAAUUAAUCAAACGUGACAGCGAAACGACAACGAAUCGGGAAUCCAUUUUGGUAUUAUUUAUUAUUUUCUGACUUUUCUUGGUCUCCUUUUAUAAUUUUUUCUUUUUAAAUCCAUGCAGAUUUUAUUUUAUAAUAAAGUCUCAAAUUCAGA
Messenger RNA from Linum trigynum, 4401 nucleotides. NCBI's taxonomy places the organism in Eukaryota, Viridiplantae, Streptophyta, Magnoliopsida, Malpighiales, Linaceae. The record is from the annotation of a GenBank genome assembly.